GCGUAACGUCGCGACGCGUUUCAGACACUUUACAAUCAGCGAAGCGUCAGUGUACGACCGAUCAUUCCGCAGAGAUGACAGCGAACAAGGUGUUCCAAGCGAUCGCGUUAUGCGUGGUUUUAAAUUAUUUCAUGGAUUGCGGAAGCGCGGCGAGAAUACUCGCUAUAUUUCCAACGCCUUCGAUCAGUCACCAAGUCGUAUUUCGGGGGCUGACGUUGGCCCUGAACAAAAGAGGCCACGAACUCGUCGUGAUCACAACCGACCCCGUGAAGGACCCCACGUUAAAGAAUUACAGGGAAAUCGAUCUCAACUAUCUCUACGAUAGCUUCGGAGAAAUAGACUUCGUCGGAAUGAGACGAUCGAUGAACUGGCCGGAUAUGCUCGUCCAAUUGGAAGCUAUCCUGCACCAUCAGACGCGUCAAGCCUUGGAAAAUCCGGAAGUGAAAAAACUGCACGCGCCCGAAAACGACGAGAAAUUCGACGUGGUGCUGAUGGAGUUACUUUUCUGGCAGGCCCUAACGCCUCUCGUCACCAGAUUCAACGCGCCGUUAAUCGGCAUGGUGUCGAUGGCUCCGUCUACUCAGGUUCACUACCGUAUCGGCAAUCCGAUACUUUCGAAUCAUCCAUCGGUCUGGGAACUGGACAAGGAUAUCCACGAAUCGCCGACGCUCUGGCGGAGGCUGAAGAACUUCGUGAAUCUUUGGAAAUAUUUGUAUUAUUUCGAAACCGAUUUUGUGACGAAGCAACAAAAAAUGGCCGAGGAAUUCUUUGGCGAAGAUAUCCCGGACGUGAGAGACAUCGAGAAGAACGUCAGUCUGAUACUCGUCGAUCAACAGACACCGAUUUCCCCCGUGAGAGCGAAUCUUCCCAAGAUCGUUCAAUUCGGCGGCUUUCACGUUUCGAAGAAAGUUCAAACUUUACCGAAGGAUCUGAAGAAGAUCUUGGACGAAGCUAAGUCGGGUUUCGUGUACAUGAGUCUCGGAACGAACGUGAAGAGCAAGCUGCUCAGCAACGAGACUAGGGGUGAAUUUAUGACAGCGUUUUCCAAGGUACCGUACAAGGUGCUCUGGAAGUUCGAGGACGACGAACUCCCGGGCAAGCCGGACAACGUCGUGAUCAUGAAGUGGACCCCGCAGCAGGCUGUUCUGGCGCAUCCGAAUCUGAAAGUCUUCGUUUACCAAGGAGGACUGCAGAGCACGGAGGAAGCCAUCCACCACGGUGUUCCCUUGAUCGGGCUACCGACCAUGGGAGAUCAGGAUAUGAACGUGAAUAAAAUGGUCUCCUUGGGGGUUGCUAAGAAAAUCGAAAUCACCACAUUGCGCAGCGAGGAAUUGGUGGAAGCGAUAACCACGAUAGCUCCCGACGAGAGCUACAAAAAGAGGAUGUCAAACUUACGUUCGCUGCUCGGUGACAAGCCGAACGAUGCGAUGGAGACCGCGAUCUGGUGGACCGAGCACGUGAUCCGUCACAGAGGUGCUCCUCAACUCCACUCCACCGUGGCCGACGAACCGUGGUACAGACGCUACGAUAUGGACCUGAUUGCCAUCGUCUCCGCAGGAUCUGUGAUCGUUUUACAAGCGUUCUUAUUUAUAUCCUAUAAGUUUUUAGUCUACGGUAUUCGCUUGCUCACCAAAGUCUCCGUUGCGAAUGAGAAGAAGAAACGAAGCUGAUCCGAUCGAGGUGGUUACGGUCAGCACGUGAACGCCACUCGUCAAUUGUAGGAUUGGCUGUAAGCAAGUUAUAAUUAUUUAGUGAUAUUUAGUUAUAGUUAUUUACUUAUGUCUACUUUAAGUAAUUUUUUCCGAAUCCUUCGAAGAUCGGUGCGCAAAUGUUACACUUACAAUUAGGAAAAAAUUUCGUUUCGGACGCUAUGCAAGUAUAGAAUAAUGCAGGUAUUUUGAUUCCUGCCAUACUGCAGUUUACAUUAUUACGCCAAUUUGAUGCAACGUUUUGCCUUCCUUUCA
Messenger RNA from Athalia rosae (coleseed sawfly), 1964 nucleotides. RefSeq names its product UDP-glucosyltransferase 2-like. The record is from RefSeq and is a predicted model, not a curated record. NCBI's taxonomy places the organism in Eukaryota, Metazoa, Arthropoda, Insecta, Hymenoptera, Athaliidae. The transcript has 5 exons. Bases 75 to 1670 code for a protein of 531 amino acids. Gene Ontology annotation, molecular function: UDP-glycosyltransferase activity.